This is a messenger RNA of Cordyceps fumosorosea ARSEF 2679, 1005 nucleotides long. RefSeq names its product Nucleotide-binding, alpha-beta plait. The transcript has 4 exons. The record is from RefSeq and is a predicted model, not a curated record. Gene Ontology annotation, molecular function: RNA binding. Gene Ontology annotation, cellular component: spliceosomal complex. Lineage: Eukaryota; Fungi; Ascomycota; Sordariomycetes; Hypocreales; Cordycipitaceae. Gene Ontology annotation, biological process: positive regulation of mRNA splicing, via spliceosome. The coding region runs from base 1 to 1005 and encodes 334 amino acids.
AUGGAUUAUGAGGCGCCUAAUGGCGAUCGUUAUGAAGACGAAGCUCCUCGCUAUGAGCGUGACAACCGGAGCGCUUCCCCACGUCCUAGUCGAGAUGAAAUCGACACCGGGCGUCGCCGCUCCGCAUCGCCUGCUGCGCAUCCUGACAGUGGCUCGAAGGAAACAUCUGCUCCCAAGGAUGAUGAUGACGGUGCUGUCAAUCCUGGCUCUAACCUAUUCGUGACUGGCAUUCAUCCCCGCCUGUCAGAGGCUGAGGUUACCAAAAUGUUCGAGAAAUAUGGCGACGUGGAGAAAUGUCAAAUCAUGAAAGACCCUCAUUCCAAGGAAUCGCGCGGCUUCGGCUUCGUCAAGAUGGUCACAUCGGAGCAGGCCGAAGCUGCCAAAGAAGGUUUGCAGGGAGAGGUGAUCGAAGGCCGUACUCUGAGCAUCGAGAAAGCUCGCAGAGCUCGGCCUCGCACUCCCACUCCGGGAAAAUACUUUGGCCCCCCCAAAAGAGAAGGCGCGCGCCCCCGAUUUGAUGAUCGUCGCCGUGGAGGGUAUGGUGGUGGUGGCUAUGGCCGUGAUGAAGGAUACCGCUCGCGUGGCUACGAUCGAGGCGGCAACGACCGAGGUGGUUAUGAUAGAGGCUACGAGCGCCGCUAUGAUGACCGCGCUGGAUACGAUCGAUCUUACGACCGUUCUGGUUCUGGCUACGAGCGUGGAUAUCGUGAGGACAGGCGUUACGAUGAGCGAGCAGGCUACAGCCGGGACUACGAACGUGGUGGUUAUGACCGCCGUGAUCGCGAUGAAAACUAUGGUCGCGAGAGGCACAGUGGACGCGACGACCGUGAUCGCCAUGUCCCACGCGGCGGUGCCGGCGGCUAUGACCGUGAGAGAUAUGACCGCCAGGGUGAUCGCGACGCUGGCCGAGCCCGCGAACCUACUGCGGGCGGCUCCGGUGGAUAUGGCGAUUCCGCCGCGCGCUCCGAGCCACGAGAACAAUACGGAGGUUUGAACUCACGAUAG